Molecule: messenger RNA, 39740 nt
Organism: Podarcis lilfordi (Lilford's wall lizard)
Lineage: Eukaryota; Metazoa; Chordata; Lepidosauria; Squamata; Lacertidae
Source: the annotation of a GenBank genome assembly
GCGGAGUGCCGGGCGCUGACGGCGAAGAGAACCGCCAAGAACUUCCAGCGCGAAUCUUCCCCGUUGGCUGAGGAAGCGUUCGCGCUGGCCGCCGCCUCUAGGGGUCGCUGUGGGCUGGGGCGGCUGCUGCUGCUGCUGCGAAGGAGCGGCGCGGGCGGAGACGUCGCGCGUCGGUUUCCGAGGAACGACGUCGCGAGUCCUCGGCGCGUUCCUCUCAGAGUCGGUUCCGUUGGAGGCCUUGCUUCUCCUCCGGGCCACGCCGCCGCCUUCCGGAGUAGCCGAGGAAGGGGAGGAGCCGCGCCAUGUCGGUGCCCCCGACAGGGUUCCCCCCGCCGCCCCUCGGCUCCGCCGGCGCCUCCUUCCCGGGAGGGCCCAGCGUGGGGCCCGCCAGCCUCAGAGCCUCGGGCGGUGUGGGGCUGUGUCAGAACGGUAAGGGAGCAGCGGGGCCGGCCGGGCCCAGGACGGCGGAGAGGGGCUGAGGCUGAAGGGAGCGCGGGGCCUGGUGGGGGGGGCAUGAGGGGUGGGGUCGGCCCACAGUGCAGGGGGCGAAGGUGGGAAGUGGGGGGGGGCAACUGGGAGGGGCAAAGGCAGCUCCUGAUGGGAAGGGGAGGCAUGCCAGGCUGGCGGGAAGGGGUGGUGCAAGGAGCCCCCUGGGGAGGUCCUGGGUUGGAGCAAGCGGGAGGUGAGGGGCGGGUUGUGGGGCAGAAAGAGGGAGGGAGGCUGACUUCGAGGUGAGCGUGGAACUGUUAAAGGCUUUCAGGGUAUCUUAACUUCCAUGGGGGUUUCUUUGGUGGUGGGACUUGCGGCCUGCUUUUGGGAUCCCCCCCCCCGUCCCUAUGCUCCCCAAAGUUAGGUUCUGCAUCCUGUAUUCAGCAGUGGCAGGGCGGUUGCUUUUGAAAAGGGAGCUGGGAAAGAGCACGAACCCAGGGCAGAAAACGGUACUGGAAGGCUUUACUGGCUCAAGGCAUGCAUUGAUACGUACACGUUUAUUUCAUGGGAUCGACACACUGUAACAAAACCUCAGACGGGCCUUUGGGGCUGUAGAAGAGAAGACUGCCAAAAUUUGCAAUACGGAGAGGUUCCAUUUAAUUGUUGUUGCUAAUAGCCAUUGGUGGUGCUACCCUUUGACUUUUUCCAAUCUCCCUUUAAAGUCAUCUAAACUGGUGAUCGCUGACACACCUUUUGAAGUUAAUUAUGCUUGGGAUAAAGAUGUACAGUGGUACCUCAGGUUACAGACGCUUCAGGUUACAGACUCUGCUAACCCAGAAAUAGUACCUCGAGUUAAGAACUUUGCUUCAGGAACUUUGUUUUUUAAAAAGUGCUCCAAUCCCUCAAUUUUUGUGAGACUUUCUUGCACCUUUUCCAGGUUUUUGGUGGCCUUCUUGACGCAGUACUGUCCAUGUUCCAUAUUGCAUCUACACCAUAAAUUAAUGGAAAGACAUGAAGAUAAUGGCUCUUAUUUUUAAUUUGUUUGCAAAACAAAUCUCUGACAUCAACUUUUUUGUGCUGUUCUGUUCUAAAUGGACACAUUCAUUUUCUUUAUUGUGUAGAUCAGUAUUAGAGAUUUUGCCCCAAAGUGUGAUUGGCUUUACAUUUGUUUGCAUUAGAUCCCCCCCCCCCCCCAAUUUUGUACAUUCACCUAGUUUGGAGAUUUUGUUUUUGAGCGAUCUGCUUGUUUUUAGCUUGAAGGUAACUUUUUCCUACUCUGGGAUCCUGAAUAGAGUGCUAUAGUUGUCAUACUGUGGUUUUUCAACAGCUUUUUUAAAGCAAUUUCCCAAUAAAGUGUGUUUUGAGCUAAUGUAAACAAAUGUUCUUAUCAUCAAACAUUCUUACAGUCACUGUCUGAGUCAACCAGAGUUAAACAGAUCCAUGGAGGAUACAUAGUAUAUCUCUGAACAUUAGGUGAUGAAGGAAACAGUGAGGGAUGGCUGUUGCUUUCUACAGUUUGCAUGCUUUGUAGAAGCAGCUGGAUGGCUUUUGUUGGAAACAGGUUGCUGAACUAGUUGAGUCUUUGCUCUGAUUCUGCAGAGCAGUUACGUUACACAGAACAUACCACAGAUAGUCUGCUUUGCUCCUUUUGGUUGGGAGGCUUUUGUUUUGUGAAAGAUUCUCAGGUUAGAUUGUAUCUCUUUUGAACAAGUAUGCAUUAUCAAAAUUGCAUAUGUCUUGGCAUGUGUAGAAUAAAGUUAUUUGCUACAACAAUGACAACAAAAACCAUUUAGAGGGCUUAGUAAGAUAGCUACAGAUUUAUAUAGCAAUCGAGCCCCCAGCCCCAUUUUGGUCUAGGGAGAUGGUGUGAAUCUAAUGUCACUCCGCAUGAGGGGAAUUUCCUAUUCUGCCCACUGAACACCCAGCCAGGGUGAGCAGCAUGGCUGUGGAUGAUGUGGUUGACCUACUGCUCUAUUAAGCCUCACUGCUGCCUGGCCAAGGUUUGGAUUUCAGUGUAAAUUUGUUAACGUUGCCAAAGAUUUGUGGAGUUUUCUCAAAGCUUUAAAGAAAGUAUUUAUGGCAAAAAUACAAGUUUCUAAAUACAGUUAAAAUAACUUAAGUGCUGCUGACAGUAAUUAAGUUUGUUUGAAUAAACAAACUUAUCUAAAGCAGUUUACUCACCAGAUAUCGUGGUUGAAUAAAUCUUCAUGAACAAAAGAAAGUCUUUAGCUAACGUUUAAAAGAGUAAGCCAAACCAUGUAUUUCAUAUGGUUUAUUCAGUUCGAGGAUUUUUGUCAGGAUCCUGAGGAUUCCAGAAUUUUACAGCCCUCAUUGUUGCAAGCAGGUAAUGGCAAAGACUUCUCAUGUGGUUUUCAUUUUUUAAUUAUUUUGGCUACCCUUGGAAGACAAGACAUUGUUAAAUGUAUGAUAGUUUUUAGAUACAUGGUCUCAAAAGUAUGGUUUUAGAAAGGUUUGUUUGCUUCUUGAUGGACAUGAUUCUUGCUUGGUGGCAAAUCAUAGGGCAUCACGUUACUGUUGUUAGCAGUUCUAAUCUGUGGGGCCUUUGCCAGAGGUGUGGGAAUGCUGUGCAUAUUAAAAAUAAACUUUUGAGAGUAGUAUUAUGCAGUAGCUAGAGCUGAGGUUUUUAGAUGUCAUAAACCUAGGCUGAAUUCACUGUUCCUCUAUUAAGGCAGAAAUAAGGUGACUUGCCCAACAUACAUCUCAGAGGUCUCAGCGUAAUCAACUGACUGACCAGUAUACAUGUUCUUUGGGUAAAUUGUGGGUUACAUGUGACCAAUAAACACAUACCUGUCACUAAACUUAACUAUUAUUAUUGUUGAAGAGUAGUGAGCAAGUUGUGAGUUCUUUAUAGUUUCAUGCUGUAGCAGAUGGUUGAUGUUCCUAUAGCUUAUGUGUAUACCUGCCCAGCACAAUUGUUCUAUGGUAGAGUCUUCCAUACCACUCUGGGGGGCGGGGGGGGGUAGGGACAGUACAAGUUAUAUACCUGCCCUCUUCCAUUACAACUUUUCAGCUCUUCUUGGCCUGUAGAUGAGCUAAGCAUGCAUGUGCACUAGCUAUAACUGGUUGUAAUGAAGUGAAUCAGGUUUGCUUGGUGCAGAAUCAUAUUGCAGCUGUUGCAAAUAGGGCUGAGCCAAAUGCGGAAUGAAUGUGUAUCUUGGAGGGGGGUGUUAGUAAUGGGAGAGGAAGUGACUUGUUUGCUUUAGCGAUAAAGCAAUGCUCCCUGUUUUGCUGCAUUGUGACAAUAAACUUACCGUACGACAGUGCAGCAAAAUGGUAAGUGUUGGCCCAGGUGUGCAGUUUGGUUGUGCUUCAGAAUUCGUAUUCUAUCAGACAACUUAUUGAGAGCAAUAUUGCACAAGCAGAUUGUGGGCCCUUUUGGAUGUAAAGCUAAACACUAGUGUAGCAUUACAUGAGGUUUCUGCAAACCUCAACCUCAUGUGCACCCACCAUUUGCCAGGGGAGGAGAUUGGAAACAUCUGCUUCCACUUUUUAACUAGGGCUUCCUCUUAUGUCCAGAUUUUGGGAUCUCAAGUUAAAAGACAGGAUCAAAUUGUAGCUUAUGAUCCUGGGGUGUGGACUAACCACAGUUAAAAAUAACCAGAGUCCCUCAAGUUCAGACAUAAUUGGGAACUCUCAUUCAUUAAAAGUGGAAGCAGAUGCUUCCAGUUUCAUUCUCCUUGGUCUACAAUAGAGGAUCGGAUUCAAGUUGACUGUCCUAGGUUGCUAACUGACAUUAAGCCAGAGUUGUCUGAUUUGGACAUAAUAGGAAGUGCUAGCUUUAAUACAAGCCAAAAUUUCUGUGCCAAAGCUGGCUAGAAUGGAGCGGGAGGUGUGAGAAAGCCAUAUACAGUGGUAUCUCGGAACUCAAAUGUAAUCUGUUCUGAAAGACCGUUCGACUUCUGAGGCGCAGCUUCUGAUUGGCCAACAGCUAGGUUUUUGCACAGUGGAAGCCACGUUGGAUGUUCGUGUUCUGAGGAACAUUCGAAAACCAGAGCACUUACUUCUGAGUUUUUGGCAUUCAGGAGCCGAAACAUUUGACAACAGAGCCAUUUGAGUUCUGAGGUACCACUGUAUUUCCAUGGUACCCAUCUACAGCUUAAUGGACCAUGAUUUAUGAAGCUGUGGACAAAUAUCCAAGUGUGGCCAUUGCAGAUGAACAGGUGCAAAAGAUUGAAGAGGAUGGUAGUAUGUGUUGGGCUUAUAAUAUUCCUCAAAAGUAAACUCUGAUGAAAAAUGAAAAAUUUGGUGGAAUUCAAAUACUUUAUUACUGAUCAGAAUACUUAAGCUUGUUUCUCUGGACUCCAGGAUAAAGUCCUGUUCUUAAAACAGUAUUCCUGCUUAGUCCAACAGCUCUCUUAGGGGGUUUUCUCACUAUAGGAAAAGAGAAUGGACUCUUUCAAAGUUAUAAAUGAUAUUUCCAUGCUGAUGUAGCUAAAUAACUGAAAAGUUAUAUUGGCAGCAAUCUACAAAUGUAUACACAAUGCAUCUCCUUGUGUCUGCCCCUCCCAGCUCUGAUGAGUAGCCCUUCCCUUUUCUCUGCCUGGAGUGAAGGAGUCAAUAAGGAUGAAGCUGAGGCUGUCUUUUAAACUUUACUAUUAGUACACAGUCUAAAGGUGUGGAGAUGUAGCAGCCUGGAGAUGCUUCAAGGAGAGUUUUGGAGGUGUCUAAUUUGGAGGUGUCCGUACUAGUUUGGGGGCAUGCUGGGCUGAGCUUCAUUUGAGUGGCAGGUCAGGGCUGUAUAUUUCUCUCCUUUAGACAGGCUUCUAUGUCAGAUGAGCAGUUUACAAUUUUCAGAAUGCUUGCUUUAUCCUAAAGAGUAACCACCCCUUGUACAAUUGCUUAGGUGGUUAGAAAUGCAAAUAAAAUGUUAUAUAUGCAGUACAGUAAGCAGAAGAGCCCUUGUUAAGUGAAUGUUCAGUUUCUGUUAAUCUCUGAGCCUAUCUAUGCAUGGUUCCUCAAACGUUCAGUGGGACUUACUCCUAUGUAAGUGUGUAUAGGAUUGUGCUCCCAGUAGGCUGCUGGUGGUGAGCCCACAUCUGAAAUCAGCAAUAGUUUAAAGUUUGGAAAUGUUAUAAUUGGCGGAUUGUAUCCUCUCCUUUUAAUAGGAGUUUUUAAAAUAAAACUUGGACAAAUCCGAAAGCCAAAUGAAUCUGAUUUCAUCAUGAUUUCUUAGUAGAAAACAAACUACUCUAGUAUUUCCAAACCUCAUGGGCAGCGAUUCAAUGAUCAUACCUUGAGAAAUAGAAUCUAGUCUAGCCUAUAAAAACUCAAAUCACGAAAAAGUUGAUGGUCUUUACAGUGCUACAGGACUUGUGCUUCUUGAAUAACAGUUGUGGACAGGGAAUUAGACAAAACAUCUUGGGUUUUGUUUUAGAAAAUAUAAUUCAUAGAACAGAGUUGGAAGGUACCUCAAAGGUGAUCAGUCCAAAGGCCAUUUUUGUUCUUUCUGAUGUUGGACUAACUCCAGCCCAUGAGCCUAAUAAGGCCUGCAAGGCGGUUUCCCCUAAAAUAUGGUUGUGUGCCCAACACUGGAUAGCAUAUGUUACGUCAGGUGUGGGGCAGGUAAAGAUGUGACCUUUAUUGGCUGCACAAGAGAUUUCCCAUUGGGAACUCUGUAAAGGUAAGGGGACCCCAUUGCAGCCAUUUAUUGGGGUUCUUUUGGUGCUGAGCAGCUGAUGGGCACUUAGAUGGGGCCCCUUUUGAAGUCUGGUCUCCCUCUCAGUGCCCAGCACCUAAUGGAUGGCGAGAGGAGCUCCUUUUAGGGUGGUUUCUCAGCUGCUUGAUGUUGAUACUGACAUCUCACCUUCGGAGCUUGCUCUUAGUGCUAAUCAGGUGAUGUAUGCUAAGAUGGAUCUCAGACUGCAAUUUCACAACCUCUGUGAUAAGCAGCAGAUCAGUAGUAUCAUAAUCAUUUUAGCCAGUGUUUUUAGCCACCAUUGGUGUAAGGUGACCUUUAAGGUACUUUAUCUUAACCUGUACUAAUGAUCCUUCUUUCUCUAGUUAUUCAGUAUGUAAUUGCUGGAACUGACACUGAAAUAAGUUAGGUGAAAUCCCAAUUUCUAGGUUUUUUAGUCGGAUAAAGAUGAAUUAUGGCUGCAAUCCAGUAUACACUUAACUGGGAUGUGAGCCCUGUUAAAUACAAUGGGACUCAGUAAGAUUGAGAAAUUCCAUGUGUGAACUAAGCUUACGUUACUAGUACUGCUAGGAGUAUGAUUGGAGAGAGGGCCAUAGCUCAGUGAUUGUGUACAUGCUUUGCAUGCACAAGGUCCCAGAUUCAGUGUCUGGCCUAUCCAGGCAGGGCUGGAAAAGAGCCAUUUUGGAAACCCAGUAAGAGCUGCUGCCCAUACUGAGCUGAAGGGACCAAUGGUCUGACUCUGUUUAAGGUAGCUUCUCUCCUAAGCAUCACUUAUAAUUAGUACUGAGACUAUCAGGAGCAUGGUUUCUGAAAGGAGGUUAACAAACUUACAGCCUGAUAUAAAUAUUUACAAAGAGGUCACUGUCUGUCACUGAGUAAGUCCUAUUAAAGUUGGCAUACUUGUUUCUGAGUAAAUUAUGCAUAAGCUCAGAUAACAUGUAAAUUAGCAGCGGGUCUAGCUGAUCUUCAUUAACUCUAAUGGACAUGGAUAGAAGUCAUAGCUGGUUACUGUUGUUUUACAAAGCAUACACAUAAUCAUGGUUGGAAAUUAUGUAUUUCCCACACCCAGGACAGAGCCAAGCUCACCAAAUACCCCUAGUCCAGCUUUUUACUUGUUUGUUUUAAUUUAAAUAUUUAUACCCUGAUAUAGGUUCUUUUGUCACUCUGGCUCUUGUGUGCAAAAUAGGAUGCGGAAUUAUAAGUAUACAUCUCUGAUUCUCAUUGCAAGAUGGCCCAGAAUUAUAAGCUGCCUUUGGCACCCAGAAUAGCUAAACUGCACUAUCUGCUGUCUUUCUGGGAAAACUCUUCACUCAUAGAUGCCAUUCUACAGUAUAAUUUCAGUUAUAUAUAAUACUGUUUUUGAUACACACAUGUGACACAUGAAGUUUCAAUCUAAACUGCUUUAAGGUUUACUACUUGUGUAAUUGCCCAGGUUGUUGCAAAAGUGUGUGUUUGUAACAGUGUUUGUAACAUGCUGCCUGCAUUGUUACUUCUUGGACGUAUUCCAGAUGAGUGAAUGUAUUACAAAAUGUUACAUUUUUAAAUGUCAUUUUCCCCAGGUUUUUAGGAAAACUGAAUAUUGUUAUGCUUUUUAUGUAAACCACUCAAUUUUUUAAAUAUGCAUAGAUAAAAUAAAUAAUAAAAAGGCACUAAUGAUUUUUAAGAGGUGUAUAUCAUUACUUUUAAAAUUUAUUUUUUAAACACUUUAUGUACUGCAUAACUACCAUAGUGUCUUAAGUGGUUUGAAAUCCUUUAAAGAGAUGAUCUCUACAACUUUAAUAUACUGAUUUUUCUCCCUUUCCCCCCAGGUCCAAUUCAAAAUCAGAUGCCGUUCUCCCCUGGAUAUGGAUCACAUCCUCAGAACUAUAGUGCUCCAUCAGGACACUACUCACAAGUGCCCAAUAACAUUAUCCCUUCGCAGCUGGAUAACCACUAUGGUGCUGAUUAUUAUUCUGCCCACUAUUCAGCACAGGCACAAAAUAUUAAUGCAUCUUCUAUGACUCCCAAGAUGUUGAGCAUGCAGGGAUCACAGUACUUGUACAAUAGAGAACCUCAUAUUGUAGAAUCAUCUGGACCUGUCCCAGGAAUGGUUUCGUCAGCAUCCCAGUUACAUACCAGCAUUUCACAGUCAUAUUCCUCCUUUGGUAGUCCCUAUAGUAAUCCAGCCUUGCACUCUGCCAGCUCUUCAGUUCCAUCUCAGGGAUUUGUUGCUCCUUCUGGUCCCUAUGCCACACAUGUUGCCUCUAGUGCUGCUUAUCCUAACGUUUCAUAUCCUAUGUCCGUCGGCAGUCCAUAUGGGCAAGUGACUGCUUCUCACAACACACCAGCUUUUGGACAUCCAGUAGAGGCAAAUGCUUAUUCUUCCAGUCAAAAUAGAGCACCACCUGCAGGGCAGCAGAGGGUUCCUUUGAGUCAAAGUUCUGCAACAUGGUCUGCCCCAGAGCUCCAGCUGGCUCAGAAAAACCAUAGCGGAAGCUUUGCAGGAUCCUUGCCACAAGCAAGCAACCCGACAGGCACAGGUAUUGCACAAAGAACCAAACUGGAUGUGACACAGUACAUUUAUCUAUUCGUUUACCUGCACCAUUCAUGUUUUAAAAAAGGUUGGGAGGGGUCUACUUUUUACAACAAAAGGGGUGUGUUAAUGAAGAGAGCUGAAUCCUACCCACCACCUUCCCUCACCAAGCUUCAUUACCCCAAGCACUUUUUCCCUUUGCUUAAAUAAAGAUCCUUUCCCCCAUAAGUCCAGCCUGAGCUACACAACCAGAUGUGCUUAUUAUGUACUGUAGGAGCAUGUUCUGGUUUGUGCAGUGUGAGAAUACUGUUUAGCACAUACCUACAGUCAUGUUUUUGAAUUUGACUGCUUCCAUGCAAUUAAUUUGCAUUUUUUUUAAAAAAAUGUGAUACUAAUAAAUCAUAUUGCCUGGAAUAGACAAGGCUGAUGUAUAUAUUACAGUGACUUGAUUGGUUCAUAUCUGAGCAUGUAAGAAAUUCAGGCAGUGUUAAUUUUAAUAUAUAAGCAGCAACCAUUUUUAGGAGCACCCAAAUUACACAAAAUCGCUAAAGCUUAGUUCCUUUCAGACCCGGAAGAUGACAAAAUGGGGUCGGAACAGGGCAUGCUUUUAUAUGUGCUUCGCCAAUGUGCACGGGGACUAGAGACUAGUUCUUCGUUUUCUUAAAUGCUUGUCCUCAGUUCUGUGUUGUAUUUCUCUUGCUCCCUCUCAUAUACAUAUGUGUGUGUAACUGUAGGGCGUGUUAAAUUUUUCAACUUUCAAAUUCCAAAAAUGAGGGGUGCUAAAAAGUUGUAACAUGCCUUGGGAUUUCAAAAGAUAUUUUGGUUAAAUUAAUAUAAUUUAGGUUUGCUUGGUAAUUAAAAUGUGUGUAAAGUUGCAUGGAAAUCACUAAAAAUGAUUGCCAAGUAGAAUAAUAGAAUCAUAGAUUCUACUUGGCAAGUUAUAUUCCAAAUCACUUGCAGUUAUAUAUUAUCAUUAUUGUUAUAUAUUAUUAUUAUUAUUAAGAAUUACAUGACAUUUUCAAAGGUAAAAUUAAAUUUUCUUGGUUUUCCAAAUGCCAAGGAAUUGUGCUUCUUCAUCAAACAUAGACUUACCAAGUGAAAUUUGCCCAAACACAAAAAUAAUACACCCAAAAUGUUUUAAAGGACCCCCCCCCCCGAGUAAAUUUGCAAGCAUUAAGUUUCACUCCCUAAAUUGACAUGCCCUGGUAUAAGUAGCAGCAGCAGUGGUUGUGCAUACUGAUGAUCAAUCAUCACCAAUCUUAAAAAAAAAGGGGGGGGUGAAGUUAAAAGGAAGACUACCACAUGAACUAUCUGGACUAGAAUUCAUCAUUAAGUUUGUUUCUGUUUGUUUAAAUCUCAAUCUAAACAGUGAUCUCCUCAUUAGAAGUGUUUCAUUUAGCAUAGUAAUGCUAGGAAGAUUGUGUUUUAACCUGUUAACUCCUGUUGAGAAGGCUCACUUUAUUUGGCAUACAUCACAUACACUUAAUAUAGAGUUGUCAUGGCAGUUUGGCCAGCAGUUGACAGUAUUUUUCUCAAUCCGUAUAUGUCCAUGUGAAUCUAUAUUCUUGCAAACUGAGAAUAAUCAUGUACAGUGGUACUUCGGGUUAUAAACACCUCGGGUUACAAAGACUUUGGGUUACAGACUCCACUAACCUGGAAGUAGUACCUCGGGUUAAGAACUUUACCUCAGGAUGAGAACAGAAAUCACGCGGUGGUGGUGGCAGCGGGAGGCCCCAUUAGCUAAAGUGGUACCUCAGGUUAAGAACGGUUUCAGGUUAAGAACGAAUUAAGUUUGUAACCAGAGGUGCCACUGUAUCUGAUAAAGUUCUGUGCCUCAGUAAAUCUGUUAGCUACAAAACUUUCAUUGCUGCAGCAGACUUACAUGGUUUCAGCUGUGAAAACCGUUAAUCAAUGUAACUGUUGCCAGUUACAUUUCAAAAUACAAAAGUGCAUUUCCCACUUUUUGGUUCGUAUUUCAGGGUCACCGCAUCUUGUAAACCAGAAUAUUCAGCAUAUAAAACCUGCCCAGGGAGCGUCUUCAGCUGUUACUUCUUCAAUAAGAACACCUGUUGUGGAAAAGACAACGAAGCCCACCACUUCCUCUUCCCUUACACAACCAUCUGAUCCUUUGCUUCAAGAAGGUAUAAAACUAGAAGAUGAAUUAAAGUGUCUACAUUUUGAAAUUGCCCUACAAUUUGAAAUUAAUGAUUUCUAAAGAGUUCAUUUUUCUCGGUUUUAUGUGCUCAUCUAUCCCAGUGCAAAGGGAUGCGGGUGGCGCUGUGGGUAAAACCUCAGUGCCUAGGACUUGCCGAUCGUCAGGUCGGCGGUUCGAAUCCCCGCGGCGGGGUGCGCUCCCGUUUCUCGGUCCCAGCGCCUGCCAACCUAGCAGUUCGAAAGCACCCCCGGGUGCAAGUAGAUAAAUAGGGACCGCUUACUAGCGGGAAGGUAAACGGCGUUUCCGUGUGCUGCGCUGGCUCGCCAGAUGCAGUUUGUCACGCUGGCCACGUGACCCGGAAGUGUCUCCGGACAGCGCUGGCCCCCGGCCUCUUAAGUGAGAUGGGCACACAACCCUAGAGUUGGACACGACUGGCCCGUACGAGCAGGGGUACCUUUACCUUUUUAUCCCAGUGCAAGUAAUAAUUUAAUAUUAAUUCUAGCUAGCACUUCUGUAAGAUUUGGCUCUUGUUAUUGUGUUUAUUUAUAUAUCAAGAUACAUUGUGUUUUAUAAUAUAUACACUCGCACUGUGUGCAAGCUGCUUAAGAAAGCAUCUUUACUUUUGCAUUCUCAUUUCAAGGUGAGCACAGAUUCCAUUUGUAUAUCUAGAAAGAUAUGUGCAAGGCAACCUACUCAGUUGUCAAAUUACAAUUGCAAGAGGCAGAAUCAUACUUUUCAAGUAGGAGCCUUUUACAAGGAUGAUGUAUGUAUGGUAAAUUUACAGAAAUAUAGUCGAAAUAUAUUCAGGAAUCAGUAGGCUUGGCUGAAUGUGAGCCUUUUAAUGGGAGCUCCAGGGACCACCACAUAAAGUUUUAAGAGUUUGUAGCCAGUGCUUUGGUAAAUAGUAAUAGUCUGACUUUUCAAGUUUCUGAGGGAGAGGUAUUGAUAAGACAGCUGCAAAGAAUGCUGCUAUGCAAGUCCUACUAAGUCUUAAGAAGGUGCUGUUCUGAUUUUGGAGAUUGUAAUGGUGCAGAGGAGUAGAGAGCAUGGUAAUAAAUGGCUUCAAAUCAGUUAGGGAUUUAGAAGUCUGUAUCAUUACCUUAUAUUGAUAUGAAAGAUGGAAGGGGACCAGUGUACAUCACUGGUGUAAUGUGUUACUGGCAACCUGUUCUUAGUAUUGAACAGACCAUGGGUUUCUGCAACAACUAAGACAUCCAAACAGAUUUAGAGGGUAGUAUUUUUAAGUCACCUCUUUGCCUUAAACAAAGAGUGACAUACUUAAUUCUGUAACUUGGUGUCAAGGUUUCAAAGGUAUGAAUAGUAAUUCAGCCUAAAUCUGAGAAAAGGGGGUCACAGGGUUUCUUUUUUGUAUUCUCCCUCCCCUAGUUUCAUUUGAGGUCAGAAUGAGUUCAUUGUGAGUGACUUCGGUAUGCAGAUAUAACAGAUGUGCUGUCAUAGCUUAGAUUGAUGUACCAAUAGUAGAAAAAAUAUUACCAACUUCUUAAUUCCUCCUUAUUACCACAUUUAUAUUAUAGUUGUCCACUCUGUGUUUUAACUGGUAAAUUCCUUUCCCAUCCCCACACCUAAUCAGCUUGAUUAUUUGCAAGUUCACUCAGGAGCAAGUCUCAUGGAAGUAAGCACAGCUGAACUGUGCAUGUGUUUGUGAACUUAACCCUGGCACACUAUAAAGCCUUUGUGUUAUGACUCUUACAUGUACUACUCAUGUAGAGACUAAUACGCUGCAAAUAUAUUAAGGUAUUAUCUGAAGUUUAUUUUAUUUGUAAAUCCCCUACAUGAAACGUCCACAAUAAAAAUAAAUUUGGAUCCAGUACAGAUACAGAUUGAGAUAACAAUCUCAAUUUAAAAGGCUUGUUGAAAAAGGAAGGUGUUUGGUAGGCAUUGUAAAGGCAACAGAGAUGACACCUUUCUGAUACUUAACAGGAGGGAGUUCCAAAGGGUAGGUGUCAUCACACUAAAGGCUCAUUGCCUACAUCAUAUGAAACAGAUCUCUUGAGGAGGUGCUAUCUGCAGGCCCCCUGCCGCGUGCAGUCUGGGUGGGUAUAUGAAUGCUGAGACUAUCGUUUAGGUAUCCAAGUCUCACAGUCUCAAGCUCUAUAUUUGCAUAGGUUCUGCUAAAUGAAAUCUGACUGGCAACAAAAAAGUAUUCUGUCGAUCUUAGAAGCACUUUAAUAAUACCUUUGUUUUAUGGAUAUGUUUUUUGCCAGCUGUGUAUAAAUUCAUUGUAUUUGAUCCAAAGGUUCCAUUCUAUAAAUGGAAAGAGGUUCUGUGACUAGAAGUGGCAUUUCCAUUCACUUAUGGUCAACUUGUGAAUAUAAGUAACUUUUCAUAGAGAGAGAGAGUCAAAAAUUCAUUUAAAGUGUGACCCUUUAUGUGGAGCUUUGGUGACAUCAUUUGGAAGUUUAAGUUGUGUGGAUUAAGGAAAAUAACACUCAUUAAGUAUUAGCACUUUUGAAAUUGAUAUUAGCACUAUAUGCUAAUGAUAACUAGUGAAAUCUGUUUUUCCUCAAUGGACAAUUAAUAUCACUGUGUCAAAAUGUGAAAUCCACCCAACUUUUUAAAAAACGGGUCUCAAAACUACUUCAACUACUUAAAAAAAUUCUCUGACUUGAUUAAGAGAGCUGUUUCACUAUCUCUGGAGGAUGAACUGUGUGUUCUAAUUCUACUAAAUUUCUUUGUCUACCGCUAAUAAUUAACCAAACUACUGCAAUAAAAAGCGUCUGUUUUUCUGUAAAGACAAAACUUUUCUGGUAUGGAUUGGGUAACUCACUUUUCAUGUUUGGGUGUCUUUUGUAAUGCCUGGUUUUGCUGUCACUUAAUGCUCUGAUUUGUGCUUUCAGUUUCUCACCUUUUCUGUGUGUCUGAUUCUUGUAUUUGUGCUUUCCACUUCACAGGCAUGCAGUAUGGUGGAUAUGUUAAUAAUCAAGCUAGCUCUCCAGCAACUCCCUUGUCAUCAAGUUCAGAUGAUGAGGAAGAGGAUGAGGAGGAUGAGGAAGCAGGUCUGCUUUAAGCUUUGCACCAGUAUUUCUCACUUUCAUACCCAGUUUUGAUAACAUUUAUUCCAUUCCCUGAACAAAAGUACAUAACACUAAGUAUCCUGAUUCUUAAACAGUCUAAAUAAUUGAAGGCAAAAUGCAUUGCAUUUAGUAGCCAAUAAUAUAGGGUGGUAUGCAAUUAAGAUUUACUCAGAGUAGAUCCACUGGAAUUAACCUAAAUUGGUCAUAUUAACUAAUUUCAAUGGGUCUGCUCUGAGUAAAACUUAAUUGAAUACCACUCAUUAAAGAGUAAUUGGACACUCAUCAAUAAAAGUGUUGUUAUUUAAAAUUGUAGGUGUGGACAUGUAUAACAUACUUCGUCCAGAUUGUCCAAUGAUAUUCAUUUGUCCUACUAUAAACAUAAAACUACCCCCUUUAUUGUUAAAAAACUACAGUAUUUUGUCAUUCUUCAUGCGUGAGAAAGUUACAAAUAACCAAAAGACAGAACACAGAAAUACUUUUUGAGGCCGGUUGUUGUUUGUCCUCUUGUGCAAGCAAACAUUUCCUUAACAUACCUCCUAUAUGGUAACAUAUUUGCCAAAAUAUUUUGUUUGGCUCUCUUCCUGUUGCAGUGAAUAUGUAGUGCAGAAAUUUAUUUCAGAUUUAAUAAGUUUUGGUUAAUUCCUUUUUUUAAAAAAAAAGACCUGGAGAUGCUUGAAACCAAAAAGGUUAUUAAACUUCAAACUAUCAAAGUUAUAUUGUGGUAUAUAGAAACUUGUUUAAAAAAAUAAGGUUUAGAUAUGAACAUGGCAUGCAUACUAUUGAAAUAGCUGGUAAUUAUAUUGACAGUAAUUUCAGUAAUAAACAUGUUUCAAAGUCUACACUUUUUAAAGUACCACAAAUUAAUAAAUGGAUUUCUUUUAAAAUCUGGGAAGUAGUGUUGUCAAGCUACAUGUGUACGGUAUGCUGCAUGUGGUGCAUGGAAAUAUUGAAAACAUGAACAGAUAUGCCUUCAAUAAUUUGUCAGUGGUUUUGUAACUUUUCUUUGUUGCUGAUGCUGAACAUGGAUUUUGCAAAUGGUAUUUCUCCUGUAUCAAUCCACACAAAUACAUUCCUCAUUUCAGUAUAGCAAAAAAAAAUGUACUUCCUGUCAUUGUCCAUUCUCUAUUUUAUUGUUAUACAGUAAACCCACAACUUACACAGGGGUUACAUUCCAGGGAUCCCGCCUAACGCCACAUAUAGUCAAAACACAUUGGGUUCAGUGGCAGGCAGGAUUGCCAAAAGUUGUUUUUCCCAGAACCCCACCCCCUUUUAAUUUAUUCAUAUAUACUUGCCAAAUGUAUAAAGCUGAAUGUGCAUGAGUUAAAUGUGUGUAAGUUGCGGGCUUACUGUAUAUGGCGUCACUAUAAUGUAGAGUUCUCAGUUCUGCAUCUUAAUGUGGCUUGAAAGUUUUUCUGGAUGAAAAAGUAGACUCAUCACUUUGCUUCUACAGUUGAUCCAUCUCUGUACAAUCCAUUUAAAGCAGAUUAAAAGCUUAAAGCUAAUUACUGUAUUUCAGGGCUUUUCUGGAGGCAUUCAAUCUCCUGAACAUAGCAAAUUAGGAGAUACUCAAGCAAUUCAUGGCUUAGAGAAAACUAAAUAAGAAGUUUAACAUUGGCAUCUGUACGAUUAAAACAUAUUGAACUGCUUGUUUUUAAGUUUUCCAAAGUUGUACAUUUUAUUUAUGUCAAACUUCAGAAGCAAAUGGCAAAAGGGUCAUGAAAUGCAAGAGGUACAGUCUUGGACAUUAAUAUGCAAAGUUCAAAUUCUGCGUAGGAAAAUUCCAAACAUUACAGCAGGCAUUUCAUGGCCUUUCGGCACCACUGUUUACAAAGUGCUUUUUUUCCUCUAUACUUUUCUUAGGUGUUAGUUUUUCUGGAUGCCAUAAAGGUACAGGGCUGGCUCCAAAUAGAAAAGGAAUCUUCAGCUCCAGUCUAUUGUGCGUGUGUUUAACAGACUUUAACUUAGCUGUUCUUCUGGUAUAUAUCUCACUGAGUAAAAUAGGAACCUUGUGUGAGUGUAUUUAGCAGCUGUACCCCACAAAUGUGUGCUCCUGAAGUAGACUGUUCAGAUGGAGUUGGGAAGCAAGAGAAUUUGCAGUAAGCAGGGACCCCGGCAUCAUCAUCAGCAUUAUCCUCCUCGUAAUUUAUUGGUUAUUAAAUUUAUUUGUUGGUUUUUACAAAAAAAAGUCUCAAAGCGAUUUAUAAGGUAACAUAAAAUAUGCAGAAUCAGAAUAUCAAAUAAAUUCAAGGUGCUUCCAUUAAGUGCUGAGAGCAUUUCUUUUCCCUCUGCCUAGACUCUUACAGUGCCUCCAGACUUUUGUUUAUGCUUGCAAAUGCUUUACCUUUGAAGUAGAAUUGCUUCCAAAGUCCAGCAAUGGGAAGUCGGGAUAUGUAAAAUGAACUAUAAUCACCAAAAGCUUCUGAGGUUAUUUUUUUCUUAAUUGGAGUUUGACCUUUUUAACUCCCCUCCCCCCAUGCAUUUUUAGUUCAGUAUGGCAACUGCUAUUAACAAAGAUUAAGACUGAAAUCCUAUGUUUGAUAAACAUAUGAAAUUACAGCUUCUUACCUGGCGUUAAUAAACAUUUCUCAAUGUGCUGAUUUAAUGCCAGUUUAAUGAAUAUGUGUGUGUGUUUUUCUCUUCUAGCUAUUGACAGCUCUUCCACUACGAGCAGCGCAUCUCCCGUUCUCAACAAUUAUGAUAGUCUUGAAGGAGGUGGCUAUCCAGGUGAAUCAUGCUUUUGUUUGUUUAAUGUUUAUUUUAUUUAUAUUUAUAUACACAUAUACAAAUGCAAGGUUGAGAAGCAUCUGUAGUACAGCUUCUAUACAUUAUUUGCUCAGAGUAGAUAUUCAAAUACAGCACAGUGUAUUGUUCAAGUGACUGACUCACUUCUGCUUUUCAAGUUGCAUAUUAAUUCAAACUGAUAAGAAGUUCCUUAACAUGUAGUAAAUCUUGAAUAUGCUUCAUUAGAGGUAAAGCCAUCUGAUUUUAGUGGGAUUUAUUCCCAUAUAUGUGGAUAGGAUUGCAGGUUUUCAUAUUGAAAAUAAGUAGUUCCAAGUAAAGUAUUCUUUAAAAAAUACACCUUUGACAUUUCCCUAUAUAACAUGGGAUUUUAUUUCACAUAUUUCAGCUUCUGAUGAAUUAACUAUUUAAUUCUGGUUGCAGUCGAAUGCAUAAAGUUUAUUGGACAACUGCAUUCAGAAGGUUAAAUAUGUAACAAAUUAGAUAUAAUUACUUCAUUUUAUUUGCAGUUAAAUUUUUAUUACUACCCUGUUUAAGAAUUAUUUGAUAUUUAAUAGUUAGAAAUCAAUACAAAUUAAGUAUGGGCUUUUAUUUACUCAAAUAACAGUAGUUGUGUUACUAGUUACUUUAUUGUUGUGUGUUAAAUACUAAUUUACAACAGCAUAUUUAACUGAAGUUCACUUUCCUGCUCUGUUAAUUAAAACGCUCACUAUACUACAGGCACAUAAUACUCUCAUAAGCAACAGUUUGCAUUUUGAUGCUUGCUUUUUAAAGGAAUAAAUACUGUAUUAAAGCAUUGCUUUUCUGUUUAGAGGCACGUUCUACAACAAGUAGUCCAGCUCCUGUUCCCUCAGUUCCACAGACGUCUAAAACCUCUAAACCAUUUGGCUAUGGGUACCCAGCUCUCCAGCCUGGCUAUCAGAAUGUGACACCACCACUUCCACCUUCCAGUAACUCUGGAUAUAAUUCUGGAUUUCCUCAGUAUCCACAGGUUAGAAAAUACUCACAAACUUUAUAUUUGAUGUCAUAGUGAUAGAUUAACUGAAUGAGGGAGCAUAGUUACCCAUGAAUCAAGGUUGGAAUUUUAAUUCUUUGAUUUUUUUUUUUUUAAAAAAUUGUACUUCAAUUAAACAGGUCACCAGAGUAAAUACAUUUGCGUUUGUCUAUUGUUUUGAUUCACCUCUCAGUAGGGAGUUCAAAACUGUGUCCACAGGUUACAUCAGUACAGUACUUACACAUAGACUUAAGGUGGCACUAUGAAAUACAGUUGAAGAGAAACCAGUUGUCCCAGGCCUACCAGGAUGAGAAAAUACUAGCUGCUGCUUCAGUCCACAUUUUCCACCUUCUCAUACAGCAGGGACCAACCUUGCUGUUCUCCACAGACAUGAAUGUGACUUGUAGGGAAGAUCUAAUAUAUACAGUCAAGGAGGAUGAUUAGUCAGUUUAGUUGCUAUUCUUGUAGUGGAAGUGGCAAAUCCUAUUGAAAACAAAUGUGACACUUCAUGGAAGUUGGAUUGCAGCCAUGACCGGUGAAAACUGCAAAGUUAUGGGGCAAAGGUUGUUUUGUUCCCCUUCUUUGCAUAAGAAAUACACUUUUGCCAUGACUGAUAAUUUGCACAUCUUAUCUGAUUAGAAAAUGAGAAAACCGUAUGCACUUGGUUGACAAUAAAUGGUUAAUAUUGAUAGUUGUUUGUGCUGGUGUUUUUAAUGAUACAGUGAUUUUCUCAAAGCAUGUGACUUUCAGAUAGUUAUAUAUGAAGAUUAUACACUUCCAGUAAAGUCAUAUGAAUAAAUACAUUCAAGUUCAUGUACAUUGAAUAAUAAUAAUAAUAAUAAGCAACUGUCCUAUAUUUGUGUGAUAGAGUUGUGUGGCAUUGGGUUGAAUCCAAUGAAAAGCUAGUGGAAAUCUGCUCAUUCACUGUAGCUUUGCUGCUCCCUCUUCCCCAAAGCUCCCUAGAAAGGGUCAGGGAUACAUCCAGAAUGACUUGCAAUAUGGCAUGGAGGGCUAUUGUGGGAAGAGAAAAAUAGGGCGGGGGGGGGCUUCGUAAAAUACUCCAGAAUAUCCCUGUAAACAUGUCACUUGGUACUCCAUGCUAUCCUGAAUGUUCUUUAUGUCUAAGGAACAGAUGAGAGAUAGUUAGCCAUGUUGACGGGUAUUGAUGGGAGGUGGUAUCGCACAACAUCUGGAAGGUCACAGGUUUCCCAUCCCUGAUUUAAGUCACAAAUUAUAUUGUAAUGGAAAAGGCUGGUGAUCUGCCCAACAUGGUCCCAGACCACUUGUGCUAGUAGAUUGAUGUUUUUAAAAAGCAACACUGAUCCAUAGAUCACCCCACAGAAGGGGUAGAAGUGAAUGUGCCUGUUAAGAGAAUCUAUCAAGAACCUCAUAUGCCUGGGUCAGAUGCAUUGCAGAUAUGAAUUUGGGAGGGGAAAUGGAGACAGGAACAGCUUAUGGAAUGAGGGGGAUUCAAAUGAUAUAGGAUAGAACUUAGUGUAGUACAGAACCUUGUAAAUAGUUGAGUUUGCUUACUAGGUAUUGCAGGGUGGGGAAAAUUAGGCAGAUACUGUUCAAGCAGCUAAUGCUAUAAAAUAAAUGCUUCUUUAAAAUGUUAUUUUUCAGCAAUACCCUACAAUGAAUCAACUGUCAGCUAGUCUUGGAGGACUAGGUAUUCAGCAACCAGAGAGCUUGCGACCGGUCAACGUUACUCAAGAUAGAAAUAUUCUGCCUGUUGGUCCAAUUCCAGCUCCUGUGCCUAAUUUGAACUCUGAGCUGAAGAAACUGAAUUGUAGCCCCGAGUAUGUAUAAAGUUUCUAAUCUUAAGCAUGCUUCUAGACUUGUAUUCUUUUUUUAUCCAUAUCUUUGUGUGAGUCAAGAACUGGUAUCCUGAUUCGAUUGUUAUGGUAUAGGUUUGGCAAACAUACAUUUCAGGCCUUGCCUUGUAAUGCUCACAUUUUGCCCCUCUAUGAAAUGUUGGAAAGUUUUAGCAAAUGAAGUCUGCUUCUGUUGUACUCAUCCCAGAUGCAAAUAUGUUGACACAAAUGGUUCCAUUCAUUGCAGCUAUUACAAAUGAUGGAAAGUUAUGAUUGGCUCAAGAACUUUUCACGCUGAGUUUAUACAAGUGUUUCUUUUGGCAAGGGUGUGGCUCGUUGCACUGCUUGCCCCAUAUCAGUGAAUCUAUGUGUCAUCAAACUUUAAAUUUUUCUUUUACUACCUGGAUACUUUCAUGUAGAGAUGUGGGUGGUGAAUUUGGGUGAAUAUGGGCCUCUUUGAUAGCACAAAUGAGUCAUAAUCUUUGAAACUAACAUUUGCGAUUUCACUUUUAGCUCAUUUCGAUGCACUUUGACAAAUAUUCCACAAACUCAGGCUUUGCUAAACAAAGCAAAACUUCCUUUGGGAUUGCUUCUACAUCCCUUCAGAGAUCUGACGGUAAAAUGACUUUUUAUUCCCAGAAUUUUUAUUUAGCCAAACUUGAAUAAAUUAAAAACAUCUUUCAUAUUUUAAAGUUGUGGUUGCAGUAAAUAAUUGUGAAUCAGUUGUCUUGAAACCCAAACAAAACACUGGAAUUGAGAGAGAAUAUUUACAAUAGAUAAUUACUGUUUUACAUAUACACCACUUUUAACUAAAUUUACUUACGUGCAGUUGGCACAAAUUUCAGCAACGCUCACUUAGAAAUAAGUGAGUUUAAUUGUAGCCUUUAUACCCUGAUCAUUAAUAAUGGAAUUCUUCUAGGCUUAAUUUUAAUUAUGGGGGGGGGAAUUAAAAAUUGAACAUUUUUUCCAGUAGUAAUUUUUGAAAAAUGCAUAGAAAACAUGAAUUUGUUGUUUAGGGGUGAAAAAUAUUAUGAAAUACUUCAAAGUUUUUCUUCAAAUUGACAUUUUACAAUGUUCUUUAUUCCUCAGCAAUUGCCUGUGAUAACAUCGAACACCAUUGUGAGAUGUAGAUCAUGCAGAACAUACAUCAACCCUUUUGUUUCUUUUAUUGACCAAAGGAGAUGGAAAUGUAACCUGUGCUACAGAGUUAAUGAUGGUGAAUAUUAAUAAAAAUGCCACUGUCUAAAGGAAUGAAUGAUGAUCUACAGCACUUCCUUUGUGAAAGCAAACCACCCCUGGCCCUUGCAUGGCAAGCAGCUCUCAAAACAUAGGGUGACACAGUCCCCUUAGGGCAGCCGUAGGAUAUUUUUUUCAGAUGAUGGGCUGAAUCCUUAUCUCAACCAACCCGUAUGGGCCACCUAUCAAUAACCUGACAUCAUUGUUAUGUCUGACCAUGACUUCAGAUUAUCUUUCUGUGAGUGCCAGUCAGCUGAUGGGUACUGACAACAAGACCCUUUAAUGUUCUUCAUUUGGUGGUGUGGGCCUGGGUUCAGGCUAUGCCUGCAGAUGGACAUUUUCCCUUUGCAGACUGGCAAGUGGUAUGGAAUAUCCCUAUUGUUCCUUGGCAUGUGGGGCCUGCUGCCCUAGGGUUUUGGGAAGCUUUUAAUGUUUGUUUCGGGAAGCUUUUAAUGUUUGAUGGAUUACUGUAUUUUAAUAUUUUGUUAAAAGCCGCCCAGAGUGACUGGGGAAGCCCAGCCACAUGGACGGGAUAUAAAUAAAUAAUUAUUAUUAUUAUUAGAAUGGUGUGACCAAGUUUAGUAUUUUUGCACUCAACAAUGGGUAAUAUAUUUAUUUUAUAAUCUUUUAGUUCCUGAAGAAUUUAUGUAUAAUCCUGUGACACGGUCCUAUGGAGAGCCGCACAAACGGCCAGAAGUCCAAAACUCUACAGUGGAAUUCAUUGCUUCCUCAGACUACAUGGUAAGUAUGUCUGGAACAAAAUAUUGGUUAAAAUAAAUAUUCGUAAAACUUUGGGAAUGGAGGGUUUUGAAUUUAGAAUUCACUUCUGCAGUUUUCAGUUCAGCCCCUUAUCCUCUUUUCAAAGAGUCUAUGCAGAUGUAGAAAGUGGGGGUCAUAGGAACAUGCAAUAUCAAAACUAUUCAUGAUUACAAAUAGAAUAUAAAGGAUUUUGUCAGUAAGCUUAAAGUCUAAACUUUAAUUUACAGCUUCGUCCUCCUCAGCCUGCAGUGUAUUUGUUUGUGUUGGAUGUGUCCCAUAAUGCGGUAGAAGCUGGAUACUUGUCAAUCGUGUGCCAGUCUCUGCUUGAAAACUUAGACAAGUAAGAACUUUCUUGGUUUUUUGUUGUUGUGUGUAUUCAUGGUCUGGAUACAGCAGCCAUUAAAAUAAUUGCCAGUGUGGUCCUGCUUUGAUUACAUGACCACAGGAGGGGUGUGUGUUCUGGUGCUUGAAUACUGCUUGCUGGUUUCUCACAGGCAUCUGUCUGGCCAAUGUGAAAACAGGGUGCUGGACUAGCUGAGUCAUUGGCCUGAUCCAGCAGGCUUUUUUUAUCUUGUUGUGUAAUAGUCCCAUGAUUAAGCAGAGCCAAAUCAUGUGAGCAUGAACGUCAUGUAUCCAGUCAUCUCUCCUCCUCCUCCCCCCCUUAUUCAUUGCAAUAAUAAACUAUUCAUAUUUUAGAAAGCUGUUACUAACCCCUAUGGGUUAAAUACAGACCUGCACUAGGCUGUAUUUGUUUUGGUUUUUUUGUUUAAAUGAUAUUUAUUGAAAAUUUUUUAGAAUUACAAAAAAAGACAAAACAGAAAAAGGAAAAGGAAAAAUGAAUCCAUCAUUCCCAAAUUCUCAACUUUCAUUACCUUCUUUCUUUGACCUCCUCCUCCUCCCUUUUCUUGUAUCCUAAUUUACAAUUAUCGCAGCAAAUCCUUUCCAUAAUUCAUAAUAUUCUGUCAUUACAUUACCUUAAUCUAUUUUCAUCUUAUCUUAUAAAAAACUUAUAAAAAAACCUUAAAGCUUAAAACUUAAAUCUUAUUUUUACCAACUUCUCAUUACCAUAAUAUUCUUACCUAAUUCUUUAAACAUUUUUGCUAGAGCCAAGUAAUUUCAUUUCAACAUUUUUCUAACAUUCAUCAAUUUUAUAAAACAAUCCUAAUGAUAGAAACAGAAAUAAGAACAAUCCAAUCUUCAUCCAGCAUCCCUUCCUCCUGGUCCCGGGUUUUGUCAGUCCUUUUUAUCCCAUUGAUCUAGCGCAUUAACCUGGUAACCUUAUAUCCGAGGCCCUCAAGUCUCUUCCAUGUCCCUUCCGCGGCUCUUCAUAUUUUCCUUUCACUCGUGGGAACUCCAGCUUGGUAAUGUUUUUGACCCUUUUCAACAAAUCAGCCCCUUUUCCAUAGUCCAGACUAAACUCCAUGUGGUAUUUAAAAACAUGUUUCAGAUUCCCUCCAAAAUUGAGAGCCCCCACAGCUCCAAGCAUCUGACGGCCCAUUGCCAGACUCGGAAAGUCCAAACAUCCCUGCAUGGGGGGGUCAAUCCAACCCCCCAUUUCCAAACCGAUCCAAACUUUAUCUUUCCAAAUCUGGUUUUUUCCAAGUUCAUUUGUCAAAUCCAAAGACUCAUGUUCCUGCAGGGCCGCAGCUUCCUCCAUCUCUGGCGCCCAAGAUUCAGCAACGUCCUCUUCUCUCAUCUGUUCUGUCAGGGCACCCUCCUGUUUUAGUUCCUGGGUGGGCUCCAUAUAGUUUCCCACUGCCUGUUCAAAAGUUCUGACCGCAUUAGUCAUCAAAUCCGUCUUCUGAUUUAACUGAUCCAGUAGGGCAUUUAUUUUACAGAGAGCACACAACAGAGCUUCUGAAAACAUUGUCCUGCAAGUUCACAAGUCCUUUCCCACGAUUGUAAUCUGUGACAGCUGCAAGCUCCCUGGAAUUAGUUACAGUUUCACAGUCUCCCUCUAGGGGGAAAACUUCUGUUUGUUCUUUAUUUUAAGGACAAUAGCAACAAAGUUUCUUUUUUGAGAUAUUUUGUCAAUAUUUGUUCCUUUAAGAUGCGAAAGGAAACAGUGGAAUCACUAUGUUACUCUUCUUUUAGUUGUCGGUCAAAAACAUUUGUCUCUGGUCAAUGAGCUUCAAACGUCAGUCCUGACACCCCGCUCCAGGAUCAGGACGGUGGAAAGUUACUUUACUUUAAACUCACUUCUGCAGGUUUAAACAGUCCAAAAAAAGAUCCCCCUUCUUCUCCUGCUACCGAAGGGGGGGUUCAACAAUUUUAAAUGAUGGAAGCCAAUCCUUUAGAAGUGAUUUUCUAAGCUCUAGUUUACAUUGUCUUUGCUUUAUUCUGUCUACAAAGAAACGGAAGGCUGACUUCCUGUUUAGACCUUCCCGUUUCAGUACCAAAUUGAAGUAAAUUUUUAAGUCCAAUUCCUUUCUGCUCGCCAGUCCUUAUUUGAAGUCCAAUUGUUCAAAGUUUAAGUACUCACGGGUGAUUAUUUUAGAUGCCAAAUUGUCCCAGGAAAAAGGCAGCGCUCUCCGGCAACGGCUAUGCGGCUUCGCUCCACGGAAAAAGCAGUUGACUCACAGCACCGCGCCACUUCCCCCUCUUCGCUUCGGAGCCCAUUAAUGGGUUCCUUUGUGGGUUGGGGGGGCGCUAAGGGUGCCCGCCGAGUCCCAUGGUCACAGGCUUCCUCCGCCUGUGAUUUAUAAAAGGGUCCCCGCUUCGCCGUAGCGGAAAAGACCCGUUUCGCGCGGAGCUGGUCCCUCCAGUUCAGAGGGAGUCCGCCAUUGCCGAUGGCGCCACCCCGGAAGUCCUGCACUAGGCUGUAUUUGGGGCAUAUGUUGUCUUCAAGCAUUGAAGACUGUCUCUUGAAUAUUUUUUUUUCUAACAUUAGAACAAGUUAAAGGCACAGCAAGAGAUAUCUGUGCUAAACCAAUGUAUCAGGGUAAUUUUUCUUUUUAAUCUUAAGGUUGCCUGGAGAUUCAAGAACAAGAAUAGGCUUCAUAACGUUUGACAGCACUGUUCAGUUCUACAAUUUGCAAGAAGGAUUAUCACAGCCUCAGAUGCUAAUUGUGUCAGAAAUUGAUGGUAAGAAGGCUAAUUGUCUCAGAAAAUGAGUGUGAGAUAGAGUGAUUCAAGGAGAGGAGACCAUAUUUAACAGACAUUUUAUUGAAAGUAACAAAAAAUUAAAAAUAGUGAUGUGGAAAAGGAAAUAUAAUAGUGCUAUGUUAAGUAUAAUAGAAUAAUAUCUGCCUAGAAUUCAUUCCUGCAAGAUAAAAUGAGGGCAAGUUGCUGUGCAUUUGAUACACUGUCUGGGACCAUUAGUAACAACAUGAAGAGGUACAGCUAGAAAGGAAGAUUGGCAAAGUUCUUGUGCAUGUGUGGUGUAGUGGUUAAGUGCGGUAGUCUCGUAAUCUGGUGAACCGGGUUCGGGUCUCUGCUCCUCAACAUGCAGCUGCUGGGUGACCUUGGGCUAGUCACACUUCUUGGAAGUCUCUCAGCCCCACUCACCUCACAGAGUGUUUGUUGUGGGGGAGGAAGGGAAAGGAGAUUGUUAGCUGCUUUGAGACUCCUUCGGCUAGUGAUAAAAUGGGAUAUCAAACCCAAACUCUUCUUCUUCAUGUACAGAAGUGCUUUUAACUUAUAUUGCUGCAGCUCUUUGCACCCUAGCUAUGGUGUAUCCUUUUAAGUACAUAACAUAAAACUAUAAUACCAAUAUAUGUUUUCUUCAUAGAUAUUUUCCUGCCAACACCUGAUAGCUUACUUGUUAAUCUGCAUGAAAGUAAGGAGGUAAGGUGGAUAAUUCACAGAAGAAUUAAAUCUUAAAAGUGAAGAUAAUUCUUUCUGACUGCUCUGUCCUUGAUUAAACUGCUUUAGAACGGGGAUGUUAAAUCUGAUUUUUAAAUCACAGCAGGCCUACAGCAUUUCCAGUCCUGCUCCCACAUUAGAAUUUCUUCUUCAGCUUUUGUUUUGCCUCCUAUGACACAUUGUGAUUCAGAAGAACAAGGGAAGGCUGAGCAGACAAGCCAAGGCCUCUGCUGUCCUUGGAGCUGGACUUUAAAAUCAAGGUUCCAUGUAGGACAAACACUGAGGCCAGCCUGAGAGGAAAGCAAUCUAGAUCUGUCAGACUGAGAUGGAAGCUGGUGAUGACCAGUGAAAAUUGCAUAGCGGCAGCCCUUUUCGAAGGAGAGACACAUGACUAUUAUGUGGACAGUAGGGAAAGAGGACAGCCAAUGGGGAAGAACUGAAUAGCCUUUAUGUCCAUGAUACCAAGGAGGUUUUAGAUAAAGGGGUAAUGUUUAUAGGCUCCAGUUACGUGAAAGAAUGUGAAUCUGGGCAAAGAAUCAUUUCAGCUUCCUGAGAAUCUUGCCUUUCGUUUUUAGAACAAUCAGGUGUUUGAUCCCAGUGGUUUCAAAGAUUUAUUGAAAUGAAUUUAUACACAAUUUAAUAUUUCAAAGAUCUCUAAGCUUCAGAGUGUGCGCAUAAUACCUCCUGGGAAUCCCAGAAUCCAUAGAGUGGUGGCCAAAUAAGAUUUUUCACUGGCUAGUGGUGGGACUUCAGCAUUCUUGCCACUCCUAAAAAAAAAAGCAAAAUAUUUCCUUCUAACACUUUAACAAUUAUUUUACAGCUAAUUAAAGACUUGCUAAAUGCACUACCAAAUAUGUUCACUAACACAAGAGAAACGCACAGUGCAUUAGGCCCAGCCCUUCAAGCUGCCUUUAAAUUGAUGUCUCCAACGGGCGGGCGCAUAUCGGUGUUUCAGACACAGUUACCAUCGUUGGGCACAGGACGUUUGCAGUCCAGGGAAGAUCCCAAUCAAAGAUCAAACGCAAAGGUACUUUGGACUCUGUAGUGAUUAUAGAUCUAACAAGCUUCUGUGGUGGCUGGUUUUUUUGGGAGGGGAAUUGUUUUUAUAAUGUAUUUUCAUGUUAGGGACGCAGGUGGCGCUGUGGGUUAAACCACAGAGCCUAUGGCUUGCUGAUCAGAAGGUCGGCGGGGUGAGCUCCCGUUGCUCAGUCCCUGCUCCUGCCAACCUAGCAGUUCGAAAGCAGGUCAAAGUGCAAGUAGAUAAAUAGGUACCGCUCCGACGGGAAGGUAAACGGCGUUUCCGUGCACUGCUCUGGUUCGCCAGAAGCGGCUUAGUCAUGCUGGCCACAUGACCCGGAAGCUGUACACCGGCUCCCUCGGCCAAUAAAACGAGAUGAGUGCCGCAACCGCAGAGUUGGUCACGACUGGACCUAAUGGUCAGGGGUCCCUUUACUAUUUUCAUGUUGUGUGCCACCCUGAAAAUCUCUGGAUUACAGAAUGGGUUAUAAAAGUAAGAAUAUCUGAUUUGUCAUGCUAUAACUUGGGCAACAGGUACUUGACAAUGUUGGCUGGGGAAUCUGUGGCCUUCUAAAUGUUAUGUGUUACAAGCAGUCUGAAUUUUAUUUGCAUUUUUUUUAUAUAAAAAAAAUGUACUUGUUUGUGUUGCACUCCCAACCUUAUUUUUUUCUUUGUAUCCUAGGUUGUUCAGCAUCUUGGUCCAGCAACAGAUUUUUAUAAAAAGUUGGCGCUGGAUUGUUCAGGACAGCAAACAGCUGUGGAUUUGUUCCUUUUAAGUUCACAAUAUUCUGAUUUGGCUUCUCUUGGUAAGAGCUUUUAACUUGCAGAGCUACUUCAUAAUUAGCAUGUGUUGAGAGAACAAUUUUUAUGUUCAGUUAAAAUUGCCAAGCUCAAAAAUACUAUUUGCUUAUAUGCAAAUUUUUAAUGGUUUUUAACAUUUCAUGCCACACUUCAGAGUAUGUCAGGGUACUGACUGAUUGACUGACUGAACUGUAAAACAGAGAUAUUUCCAUCAUGAAAUUAUGUACUCUUGUUGGUUGGUUCAUGACACACUCUAUUUCAUGAGAGCUCAUAUCCUGUCAGCCUUGUGUAAAGGUUGUACCAGUUGAUGCCCCUAUAUGGGAGCUGAUAUCAUUCUUCAGAAAAUGUGCAGAAAAUGGUAGCAGGGCCACUGCAGUCAUGCAAAUUGCAUGGGCUGCGUGCACAACAUACACCCGUAUCCCAGCUGAGCUGAUUAAUGCAACUCUACUACUGUGCAAACACUGGGUGGCUCUGAGGCUGUUAGUGGCCCUGCAUACUUCUGAAGUGAUUGUAUGGGAGCGACUGGCAAUGUGAACCAGUGCAUAGUUGACUUGUUUUUUAAAACGUGUAUUUAGCAAACAUACUGGCUCCUUAGGAAAGUGGUCUGCUCACUUGUUUUCUUGCCCCACUCGUCUUGUUGCUUGUUGCUUGUUGAGCCAGCGUGGUGUAGUGGUUAAGAGCGGUAUACUCCUAAUCUGAGGAACCGGGUUCGCGUCUCCGCUCCUCCACAUGCAGCUGCUAGGUGACCUUGGGCCAGUCACACUUCCUUGAAGUCUCUCAGCCCCACUCACCCCACAGAGUGUUUGUUGUGGGGGAGGAAGGGAAAGGAGAAUGUUAGCCGCUUUGAGACUCCUUAAAGGGAGUGAAAAGCGGGAUAUCAAAUCCAAACUCUUCUUCUCUUCUUCUUCUUCUUCUUCCUUGAUAUUCCAUGCUGCAGUAGUAAAUUAUUUAUUUCAGUGACACUUCUAUAAUUCAGUCCAAAAUAAGCAUUUUUAGGAUCUCUGCCUUUGUCUAAACUUAGGGCACUAUACAAGUGUAACCUGGCUUUGCUUCUAAAGACACUAUGUGACAUAUGUAACUUGCUUUUAAAAAUGAAAAAUUGCUUGAAGGUGAAGGUAAUUUCUGAAAAGCUUAGAAUCAUGAAACAUAGAAUCAUAGAGAUGGAAGGGCACCCUGAGAGUCAUCUAGUCCAACCCCCUGCAAUGCAGGAAUCUUUCACCCAGCAUGGGGCUUGAACCCACACCCCUAAGAUUAAGAGGCUCAUCUACCACCUGAGCUGGCAAAUGCCAUUCUUUUUAUAUAUAUUAUUUGGCUGGCCUGGCAAUCUUCUAAGAAAAUACACUAAUUUCCUUCAUUGUCUGUUUUUACUGGCUUUCCAGAAGCUCUAUAAAUUCAAAUUAGAUUUUUUUAAAAACUCUCAUUUAUAUUUGGUGUGAUAGAAGUUACCCUCUGAUAAUUUUUAUACUAGACUGGUAUAAAUCACUUUGAAGUAUGCCUUUGAAGAUUGUCAGGAAACUACCGUUAUUUCAGAAUACAACUGCAAGAUUGCUAAGUGAAACACUAGAUGCUUAUCUUGCCAUUGUUUAAACAGCUUCAUCGGCUCAGGGUCUGUUCUCUGCAUUGCAACUGUUUUAGUGAAUGAAUAAUAACUAUCUCUUUUUUUCAUCCUUGCCAAAAGCUUGCAUGUCCAAAUAUUCUGCUGGAUGCAUCUAUUAUUACCCAUCUUUCCAUCAUACCCACAACCCUAUGCAAGCAGAUAAAUUGCAAAAAGACCUUAAAAGGUAUCUUACACGGAAAAUUGGAUUUGAAGCAGUCAUGAGAAUAAGAUGUACGAAAGGUAUGGUGUGGUUCUGGUUUAUUAUUAAAUGCACCCAAUAUUGGUGAGAAUUGUAGGAUUUGUUUGAGACAGUGGUUUCUCCUUCCCUUCUACCACAGGUGCUAUCGUCCUUCUUUCAGCAGCUCCAACCAAACAUGAAUGUAUGUUAUUCAAAAAGUGUGGCUAGGACAAAAAUGGUACACACACUUGUAGAAAAUGAUGCAGGGCAUUUCAUCAGAGGAGUCCUUUUUGGGAGGGUGAUUCUAGCACUGUAGUAGCAACAACGUAGAAAACAAAAAGGAGAAAUGUUCUCUGUACUUUGAGGACUGUGUGUUCUUCAUGAAUUCAUGAAUAAAAUUUCUCCACUACAAAAUUACAGGAAAUAGAAUAUAAGUAUCUAAUGGGGGGGCUCCUGUGCAAGGGCUGCAUUUUCUUGUGGGGACAAGAGAAUGUUGCCCCCACAUGUCUCCAUGUUGGUGUUGACUACGCCAGAUAAAAAGUAUGCAGAGCAAUGUAUCUGACUCCUACGUUGGCAUAGUUGCCUACAUUCCAACCAUGCAAAAGUAAGAGGCUUCUACACAUGCACACAUGUCUCCUUCCAGGAAAGCAAGAGGCAUGGUGACAGUUCAGGAACGUGUUGAGAGUGCAGAGCAAGGCCUUCAAUGGGUGUAGUUUGGGGAGGGAGUGUGGCCUACGAAGUGUAGCGUACGAAGGUAGAGAAACCUGGAGGGGCUGCAUUUUGCCCCUGUGCCUGAGGUUUCCAACCCUGUUCUAGUGUAUAAAUUAUACUCUAGCCUAGGCCUUUCCCCCAUUAUAUACUACAUUGGGUCCCAGAGGGAUUCUGAGGAAACAAAGGUGGCAGUGGUUGCUGCAGUGGCCACCUCUCUCAGUCUUCCCCCCCUCAGUUCUUGACUGAGGUGGUAUUAGGUAGCUAGAGUCUUGUUCUUGCCCAUUCCUGCCCUUUCCUCUGGCAAAAUUGAUUUGGGAAGAUCCAGCAGGGGUGGAUUUGGAGGCCCUGAGGAGGCCUUGCUCAGGGUGCCAGACUUGGUGUUUCCUGUCACUAGUGUACAAAUAGCCAUAGGUCUAAAUUUUAAAAAACUUGGGCUGCAAUCCUAAACAUGCACACUUAGGGAAUAAGCCCCAUUGAACUUGACAGGACUUCUGAUUAAUUAUGCUUAGGGUUGAACUGUUUACUAUGUUUUUUUAAAAAAAACAAAACCUUGCCAUUUUAACUUGAACAUUACCACUUUUUAGGUCUUUCAAUUCACACCUUCCAUGGUAACUUCUUUGUGCGAUCUACUGAUUUGCUGUCACUUGCCAACGUCAAUCCUGAUGCUGGAUUUGCAGUACAGAUGUCCAUUGAGGAAAGCCUGUCAGACACAUCUUUAGUUUGUUUUCAGACAGCACUUUUGUAUACUUCCAGCAAAGGUAACUUCACUUACCUUUCUCUUCUCAACAUAAAUUAAAGAAACAACAACCCACAAAGAUCAAAAUCAGAUGAUCGGUGGUUUUAGCAAAAAAAAAGGGGGGGACAUGUGAAAGUGGUCUUAGCAAUAGCUUUGGAUAAAAAGCUUAAGUAUUGUUCUGUUCUGUUUAUUCUAUUGCAGGCGAACGAAGAAUCAGAGUGCAUACGCUUUGUUUGCCUGUGGUGACUUCACUGGCAGAUGUUUAUGCUGGAGCAGAUGUACAAGCAGUUAUAUGCCUCUUAGCUAAUAUGGGUGAGUUGAGAAUUAGCAUUCAGAGGGUUCUCCAUUCCCUCAAAGUCAUUUUGUCCCUCUAUCACCUGUAAUUAGAAGAAAGCAAAAAAAUUGUGUGUUUAGUACUGUUGGAAAGAUAGAAAUGCAGUAUGGAUGCUUGCAAGGUAGGUGUGGGGAACCGGCAGGCUGCCAGAUCUUUAGAUCUGGCCUGCAGUUCACCUUCCUUCAGAUCUCUCCUCUCAUGUGGCACUUGGGGAUUAACCCUUUGCUCUGUGAUUCCCAAUGUCCCCCUUCCCCCAAAAAAACUCCUAAGCAGUACAGGGAUGAUUGGGGGACUUGAUACAUGGAGAGCGAAGGAUUAACUUUCAUUUCCCCAUGCUAUGAUACUUCUCCUUCCUCCCAAAAAGCAUGUUAAUGCAAUGGGGAGUAAAGUGAUGGAUUUGUGCAGUCAGAGUGUGUAUGUGGGUCUGACUCCACUGACACACAACCCCUGAAAUGUCCAUGAAAGAAUGCAGCCCUUUAGAUGAAAAAGAAUGCCUUCUUCUGUGUAGCAAAUAGGUCUAGUGAGAGCAGAAGUUGCUAAACUGUUAUUUUAUUAAAUGAUUUAUACAAACCAAUAAAAUAUAAAACUAAGUUAUCGGAUGGGAAACCUCAGAAUUAUCAGGUGUGUUUUUUAGCCCACUCUAAUUUCCUAAUUCAAAGUUCAUUAUCCACACAGGUAACAGAAACUAGGGCCCUUUUUAUCCUGUCUUGUAAAAUUUUGUGCAAACGGAAGGUCUUGUCAAAGUAGUACUCUUGAUUUGCUGGGAUGUUUAGUACUUUCAAGGUUGUUUAGAGAAAUGAGAAUGUACUGGCCAGUAUUAAUGUCUGGAGUGGUAUGCUGUUUGUUUCCCUUUUUUAAUACGGUUCCUUUCAUAAUUAUUUACUGCUGCUUCGCUUCCAUAGCUGUUGAUCGAUCAGUUUCUUCAAGUCUGUCAGAUGCAAGAGAUGCCUUAGUGAAUGCAGUGGUAGAUUCACUGUCUGCAUAUAUGUCAACUGCAUCAAAUCUCCAGCAAUCUGCUUUAAUUGCUCCAAAUUCCCUCAGGCUGUUUCCUCUGUAUGUUUUGGCUCUCUUCAAGCAGGUACUUCAUAUGAAUAGCAAUUGUUAUUGACGUCAGGCGAUUUUGAAACUUUGAUUUAGUUACAGAAACAUUGGUGAAUUACAUGAAAAUGCAUAGUUUAAAAGCCUACCUUCUACCUUCUUUUUAAUGUGCAGCUUUAAUUUGUGGGGGGCACUGUAUAGUGUAAAGAGCCUAGAUGCCAGGUUGCUUAAAAGAACUUGCAAAGAUGUAACUAUUGAGAGAGUUGCACAUAUGUCUGUUUUUAAAGCUGAGUACUUAUCUGUAACACUUGUUUUGUCAUAAGAGGUAUUUGUAACAAAAGGAUGGAAUUAACUAUUUUUGAAAGGUUGCUCUUAGCUCUAGUUUUGUUUGAUUUCUUUAAAAUCUAGUUACCUAGUCACUGCACAACUAGUUCCAUACACCCAGAGGAAGGCUGGCUGUGUGUUUCUAAAACAGAAGGCGCCAUGCCCCAGACAGACCUCUUUUGAAACUUAGGGUCCUUUCAUAUUUUUGAUAUGAUUGAGGUGGUAGCUGCCAUUCAAUGAGUGGUUGAAUCAAAAAGUAGCCACUACUAGCCACUCCCCAGACCUGCCCCCCCCCAUUUUAGCUACAAUAUUCAUCUGAUAAAUAAAAUAGUUUUUUGUUAAAUGAUAACUUUUUUUUUUGUUUUAUAGAAAGCAUUUAGAACUGGUACAAGUACACGCUUGGAUGAUCGUGUAUAUGCUAUGUGCCAAAUAAAAAGUCAGCCUCUGGUUGGCUUGAUGAAGAUGAUCUAUCCUAAUCUAUAUAGGAUAGACAAGCUUACUGAUGAGGUAUGUUACAAUUUUUAUUGCUUCUGGACAGAGAUAACCUGUCUGCUGUUUUAUAGGUUCCGGGAAUGUUCCGAUUAGACACCUCUACUAAAAAUAACUAGGAAAAUUUGAUUCACAGUAUAGCAGUUAGUUUUCUUGCUGGGGCUAUUCAUAUAAACAUCUUGCUGGAGAGCUGCACCAUUUUCCCGAUCCAUUUUCUAGCUCAGUUUAAAUGCUGGAUUCUAGCUUUAAAGCCCUUCAUGGUUUGGGACCCAGGUGCCUGAAGGAUCAGUUUCUGCCAGUUAAACUUGCCUAAUUGUAACACAUUAUCCAUGGCUCUGUCAUUAGAAAUUAGGUAGGUGGUGAAUGCUCUCUCCCAAGAGAUUUUCCCUAGCACUGAAUCUGUCAGCUUUUUAGGCUUCAGUACAUUGGGAGAGUAGAAGGAAUACCGUAUUUUUCGCUCCAUAGGACGCACUUUUUUCCCUUCAAAAAUGAAGGGAAAAUGUGUGUGCGUCCUAUGGAGCGAAGACGCCAUAGCCCCGCGACCCUCUCCCGGCUGGAGAGGUGACGCGCGGCUAUGGCAGGAGCCUCUACAGCCCCGCGUCACCUCUCCAGCCGGGAGAGCGCGCGCGGGGCUAAAGAAGCACCCCGCGACCCUCUCCCGGCUGGAGAGGUGACGCGCGGCUAUUGAGGCUCCUGCCAUAGCCGCCCGUCACCACUCCAGCCGGGAGAGCGCGCGCGGGGCGCCAGCAGCCCCCCGCGACCCUCUCCCGGCGGGAGAGGUGACGCGGCUAUUGAGGCUCCUGCCAUAGCCGUGCGUCACCUCUCCAGCCGGGAGAGCGCUGCGAGGCUAGAAGCCAUAGCCCCGCGACCCUCUCCCGGCUGGAGAGGUGACGCACGGCUAUGGCAGGAGCCUCUCCGCUGCUCCCUGAACUGCUCUUUGGGACUGGUGGUGGGCUUCCCCCCGCCAGCCCCAAAGAGCAGGUCGAAGGAACCUGAAGCCUGGAGAGCGAGAGGGGUCAGUGCACACCGACCCCUCUCGCUCUCCAGGCUUCCAAGGUAGCCGCCUGAACGCACCUUAAACGGCCCCUUGUUUUAGAGCGGGAAAACAAGAGGGGGAAGUUCUCCACCUCUCUGCACAGCGCCUCCUGCCACUUCUCUGUAGGGGCGCUGUGCAGAGAGGGGGAGAAUUUUUUUUUCUUGUUCUCCCCCCUCUAAAACAAAGUGCGUCCUAUUGUCCGGUGCGUCCUAUGGUGCGAAAAAUACGGUACUUUUUGUGGUCUUUAAUAUAGUGUGAAUGUUAGGAGUUACAAUGUUUUGGUAUUCUAUGUAUUUAAUUUUCUGGAUGUAUAUUCUUUAAAGUUUGUUGACAAAUUAUUUAACAGUGCAAGCAUCAUUAUUUAAUUAUUUAACAAACUCUACAUUGAUUGUAGAAGAGCUUCAAAGCAGUUUACAAAAAAUAUAUAUAAAACAGUAAAAUUAUCACUAAAAAAAUUUACAGCUGUAAUUUAAAACCAUACAAAAGGUUAGAACCACAGCAAAAUGGACUAAAACAGUUAAAACUCCUACAGACUUUCUAAACAUCUGUGCAGGUUUGUCUAAAUAAGAAUAUAUUCAGCAAUAUAAACAGCAGAAUGUAACAUUUGAUGUAAAAACCAGAAAUGGAAGUUGGGGGAAGUCAACAGGGAGGGGGGAAAGUAGAAAAUGGAUGUUAAAUGAUGAUAUUGAAUAAUUGCUAUGAGAAAAGAAAAUCAAUAAAAUUAUUUUUUUUAAAUGUAUUCAGCAAGCGCCAAAAGGAAUACAGUGAAGGUACCUGCCUGCUAUCAAUAGGCAGGGAGUUCCAGGGUCUUUCAAGUGCUGCUGCACUAAUAUCUGAAUUCUAUUAAGAGCCUCCUCACAAUUAGCAGAACUAAUGGAGGCCGUUUACAAUGUUUCCCAAAGUUUUGGUAUUCUAUCCCAGACAUCAUACUUUCUUAGGCUUGUUCACAGACUGGAAUUUACUAAACCCUUCUUUGCUGUUUGGACUUAGUGACAACUCUGAUGUUCGUUUACAUGAACAAUAACCUCAACUUCAGUUUCCUCAUUUAUUGUGUUGCAUUGUGAUUUAUGUUGUGAGUGCAUGUGCCCACCUCCUAACUGUUGAAUUAUUGCUGCAGUGCUACUGAAUUGUAUAUCCAUUUUCAUGUAGACUUAAUUUUCACCUCCUUGUAGGGUGCUAUACAUGUCAACGAUAGAGUUGUACCCCAGCCACCUCUUCAGCGGCUGUCUGCAGAGAAGUUGACAAGGGAAGGAGCUUUCCUUAUGGACUGUGGCUCAGUAAGUUGCACAGAUGGGGCAACAUACGAUUUAGUCACUAUCUUACUUAAUUUGUAUCCCACCCUUCAUUGCACAGUAAUUUUAGAUGGUUUUAUAAAAUGUUGCAUUAUCAUUUUUUAAAGGGGCUAUAAACUUAGUUUUUAAUAAGGAAACUGUCAUGUUUAUCUGCAAGCACAUCCUCAUUAUGUAAAUUGUCGCAGUUUGCAUAUUUUUAAAAAGCAAUUUCAUUCUUGAGAGAAUCUUGGUUACAUUAGCCAGAUGUGUUUACUUUAAUAACAUUGUACCUUUAGAUAUUGUACCUUUGGAUUGGAAGAAAUUGUGCUAAUAACUUCAUAAAAGACGUCCUCGGAUGCCCUAAUUAUGCAGCUGUUCCUCAGAAACUGGUGAGGGUUAAUUUUUUAAAAAUAUGUAUUUAUAAAUAAUUUUAUUUGUAAUAUUUAUAUGAAAAUAAUAAUACCUGAAAUACACAUUCUUAUGUUAAUGUUGAAAUCGAGAUUAGAUUUCCUUUUCCGCAAUGCAGUCUGGUCAUGGGAUCCACAAGGUGUUGAGCACCCCUUUCUUGUGACCAGCUGUGGGGCAUAGAAAUGUUGCACUUCUGCCCCUAUAUUCUUGUUUUGGAAUUGAUAGCCUUAAGCUGGAUUCCCAGGGGGCAUCAUUUUCUGGCUUGCCUCAGGCACCAUAAUGUCUUGGGCCAGCCCUGAUUCAAGGCAUGAGUCUUGUUGUGGUUUGAUAUGGGGUGGUCAGGGUAUGCCAGUCCACUGGCUGUUCCUUCCUCUGUCCUUUGGGGGACUCCCCAGUUUAGAGCAUACCUUGCACCAGUGUAACUUUGUCCUACACAAUAAGCAGUGGAUCAUGCCAUAACAUUUUUUUUUUUUUUGGUUUAAGGAGCUUUUUCUAGCAACAGAUUAUUUCUGAAGCACAUCAUUGCUUGAAGAAAAGCCAUUUAAACAUUUCUGUUGUUCCUUAAAGUGGCUUGUACAUAUCUACUUAUACAAAUUCAGUAUUUAUAAACAUGAGAUAUAAGCAAUACACUUUAUUCUCUCCUCCCAGUCCUCCUCACAAAACAGUUAUCUAGUUUCAUUUUGUAUUAUUAGCAUUUUAGUCUGCCUUGAGAGAGGCAGGAUAUAAAUAAAUAUACAGAAUAAAAAUAGAUAAUGGAAUAAAUAAAGAAUUCAAUUGUUCUUAUGUUAUUUGAAUUUCUGAAUUAUGCAACACAUCAUUGGUGUUUAAUUGAACUUUAACAUAAUCAUGCUAUUGAAUUAAGGAUAAUAAAUAAUAUUUGAAUUCUUCUAGACACAGCUUCCAGAAUUAGAUACUCUUUCUUCAGAGCGAACCAGGUCCUUCAUAUCCUGGCUUAAGGAAAGUAAAUCUCUAAGCCCAGUACUUCAAGUAGUAAAGUAAGUAUCCACUUACUUUAGUAAGUAAUAAAGUAAGUAUUCACUUACUUUAUUAGCAGAUUGAUCCUUGACUGACUGCAAUAAUAUUUUAAUACACAACAGCUCUUUGUUUCUUCUUAAUAGACAUAUUGUGCUAAUUAUAUCUUGUUAUAAAAUAAUAUCUAUCUCCACUGGAUUCUAUUGAUCCAGUGUGUGUGUGUGCUUAAAUGCACAUAGCAAUCUAAUAUUCUAUUGAUUGGAGAAAAACAUGAAUCUUGCCAAGUGCUCACAGAUACUAAUCAGUGCAUAAUAAUGUCAUAAUUUUGAUUUAGAGAAGGAUGGACAACUGAUACUUAGUGUCAGCUGGGGCCAGGAGUGGGGAAAUCAAUAGGUUUUUCUAGAAAGAGUUCGUGAAACAGGGACAGGGAACCUGCAACCCUCCAGAAGAUGUUGGAUUCCAACUCCAUGGCUGGGCCAUCUGUCCCAGCCCACAUGGCCAAGAGCCAGGUAUGGUUGGAGUUGUUGACAUCCAUCUAUCUCGAGAAAGAAUGGAGUGCGCUUCCGGGGGUGAAGUCAAACCGCUGGAGAAUCACAGCACCUCCUAUAGCUACACAGACCAGUAACUUGUAACUGCUGCUUCCACAUUGUUUUUGCUGCCUUAGCAGCACCAAAAUAACCUCUCUGGGGCACAAGCCAGGGCUGUACGUAUGGUGGUCCUGAUCUGCCCAGAUGACAAGACACACACCCUCUCAGCCUCGCUGAUGUGGCCCAAGGAAAGGCAGAGCAAUACGUUUAGCACCAGCUUGGCAGCAGGAGUAGCCAGAAGGAGGCAUACAAGGUGCCAUCCAACAGCCUUAGGGACUCUACUCCAGAGUUGUAGUUCAACAAAAUCUGGAGGGCCACAGGUUUCUCAUUCCUGGCCUAAAAUCAUCUGAUGAGAGUGGAGUGGGUAAGGUUGCCUUUUUGGGGGGGUUUGACACUUGGUACCUAUUUAGACAUGUUUCUCAGAGUUAACAAGAACAGCAUGUGUUUAGCAAAAAAUAGAGGUGAUGAUAGUUUUGCACUUCCAAUAGCUACAGGAAGAAACAUGAGGUGCAGUGUUAGGUGUAGGGAAUUUUGUUUAUGGAAAUGGGGGUUGAGACAUCUUUGUGCUCUUGUCCUUGUCUGGUCUCAUCCCUAAUAUAGGGCAUAUAGAAUGACUGGCCAGCUGUCCCUUCUGUAUUUGGCUGGUAUUAAGUGCCAGAUUGGCAGGUAACUACAAUAUUACUGACUCAUAAUCUAAUACAGUGGACGCUUGGGUUGCGAACGUGAUCCAUGCGGGAGGCACGUUCGCAACCUGCAGCACUGCAUCUGUGCAUGCGCAGGUUGCAAUUCGGUGCUUCUGCGCAUGCGCAAAGCACGAUUUGGUGCUUCUGCGCAUGCGCCAAAACCCGGCAGUAACCCGUUCCAGUACUUCCGGGUUCACAACCCGAAAAUGCGCAACCUGAAGCGUCUGUAACCCGAGGUAUGACUGUACUGAAAGAAUUGGCUCUUCUGACUUCUACUACUGAGAGCUGACUGGAUGACACUUGGAAUAUUGUAUUGGCUGUGCUGAUUCCUUCCAGGAAUUCAGUUUUGCACCAGACUAGGUGGCGGUUGCUGUUGUCGGUUCCCUGUGCUCCCCAUGAGCUCUUAGAAUUGUGAAUUAAAGGGCCGUAAGUCAUGUACAAAUGUUGGAAGAAACAAAUACAAGGUGGGUUGUUGUUUUUUCUGUUUCAGAGAUGAAAGCCCUACAAAGGCAGAUUUUCUUCAACAUUUAGUUGAAGACAAAACCGAGGCAGCAUUCUCUUACUAUGAAUUUUUGCUUCACAUUCAACAACAAAUUUGUAAGUGAGAAGGAAGAAACUGAAAUAAUAAUAAAAAAAACAUUUCUGGACUUAUACAAAUGUCAGCUGUGAAAGAAGUACACUGGAAAUGAUAAACAGACAUGGGUUCUUCAGCAUCCAUAUCUAAAGCUUUUCAGCUAAGAGGACAGAGUACACAUUUCCAAAGGAAUUUUACGGUUUUGCUUCAGUAUAAAAAUGAUGGCUAUGAUGCAGUUUUAGUACUAUGUUUUUAAGUUGGUUUGUAUGCGUUUUCAAUAGUGCAACGAUAUGGUGCUUCUGUUUCAAGCUGGUGAACUUACAUAGCGAUGUGGAAUAGUAUUUCUUAAUGAAAUCUAAAAUUGGAGAGCUUCCCCCCCCUCAUAUUUACUAUGGUAGCCAGAUUAUCUCCAGCAGAGAUGCCAAAGUGCAGUGCUCCAUGCUGUUUAUAUGAAUUUGUAAGAGAAAAUUCGUAUUUGAAGACUUCACCAUUUUCUCUGUGAAGACUGUAGAAUUUCAAUACAGCAUACAUGAACUGUAGAAAUGAAAUAUAUAUAGUGUACAGAAGUAUUAACAUUUGUAAAGAAGUUGUAAAAAUGUAACUACAGACUAUGAAUUGGUUAGCGUGCUGCAGUGUUUGUGAUUUGAUGACAAAUCACUAUCAGUUAAAGAAUAAAGAUGACUAAUGCAUAUUAAAUCUGAAUCCACAUAGAAAAAAUGCAACUUUGUAAUCCAUUUAAUUCUUUUAUGUGGAUUUAUUUAUGAUCAGCUAAUUAAAAGUAUUUUGCUUGAUCAUGUGUUUUUAUAUCUACAUGAUUACUAAAUUCUAGACACUAAUAUUGAAUUUGGCUUGCUGUAUUAAAGAGAGAAUGUUUACUACUUUAUUGUAUAGAAUUCUGGGGAAAGGAUAAGUGGAAAUAUGGCUGAAUUUGGAUUGUGUAAAGGAUAUAGCUGACUUGUGACACUACCUGGCAUUUGAUAGUGUCUUUUAACUGGUUUACUUUAUGUACUCUGCAACAAUUGUGGUCCUGGAUCCUUUAUUUUCUCUUGCCACCAUGAGACAUUAAAGAAAAUUUAUAUUUCACUUUAAGCUGGGAGUUUCUUCAACACAUAAUCCAAGUACAGACUCACAUUUAUCUUGGUGUAUUUUUUACUUGAGCUCUUAUGCACAUAUGGAGAGAGAUGUCUGUUUGGGUGCUGCAUCACAAAUUUGGUUUUCUUUAAUUUUUCAUGUAAUAGUAAUGGGACAUUAUAAUUUUUCAAAGCAAUGCAUUUCUUUUUUUAAAAGAUGACAAAUACACGAAUGCACUCACUAAUAUAUACCUGUGUCCCAGUAUACUUUUCAUCUGUGCACAAUUUGUAUAUGCAACAAAAUUUGUGUUGUUAUUAUACUUUGCACCUUUUUAUUUUAUGGAUAAAUACUUGUGGCUACAUUUACCUUAAGAUUGAAAAAGCAUGCCAAAGGAUUUCAUAGAAGAAAAAUCAUCUGCUUGUUCAACUUUGUUUAUGGCACAUUUAAGUCUAAGAAUGUUUAUUGCAGCAAGAAACCGUCACCUAACAUUUUAAAGUUAGUGUUUCCCAUACUUGACCUGAGGGGGGGGGGGAUAAAAUGAGUCAAAUUUAUUUUGGUAAAGAAAUCAGCUGGUAAUAUAUGUCAUAUGGAGCCAUAAAUGUUUCAGAUGUAUUAGUGUGAUCUUAACAAACAAUUAAUUUGAAAUAAAAUGUUGCUUGUGGAGCUUAGUGCUGAUAAGCCAAAAACAUCCAAAGCCAUGAUGUAUGGUAAAUGAUCUGUAAAACCAUUACUUAAAGCUCUAUUAUUCUAUAUUUUGUAUAUAAAAAAUGCUGAAAUGUU